Molecule: messenger RNA, 565 nt
Organism: Leptopilina heterotoma
Lineage: Eukaryota; Metazoa; Arthropoda; Insecta; Hymenoptera; Figitidae
Product: small integral membrane protein 8
Exons: 3
Coding region: 213-473 (86 amino acids)
Source: RefSeq, a predicted model, not a curated record
UUACGUAAGUGACAUCGAAGUGGGAAGACGGAGAAGACUAUCCGAUUAUCUUUUUGAAAAUAAAGAAAAGUAAAGUUUGUUUUGAGUAUUAAAAGUCAAAAGUAACGAAUUGCAGAUAAAAUAAAUUCGCUUUUCACAAGUUUUGAGUACUUGCGUCGUGUAAACUUGCAUGAACUUGGUUUUCAACAUUCCACCGAAAUAGAAAAAACACGAUGUGUAAGCCUACGAAAGAUCCUGUACCCGGAGAUGGGAUUCGUUCUCUAAAAAGUACUCCAUUGUUUCGCGCUAUAAACUACGAACUCUACAUUAAACCGAAUAAAGUGAUAAUGGCCAUUGGUGCUGUUGCAAUAACAGGAUGCGCUGGUUACAUUCUAUUUAUGCGUGCAAAAUAUGAAUCAAUGGGAUUCUAUACAGCAGUAGAUUCUGAUGGUAGCGAGAGAUUUAGGAAGAAAGUUUCAAAGUGGACAGAAUAAGCACAAUUGCAAUUUGCUUUGUUUCACGACGAUCGAAAUAUAUGUAAAUAUUCUACGAAAUUGUAAAUAUAGUCUUUAGUCCAUACAGUCAA